Messenger RNA from Paramuricea clavata, 351 nucleotides. NCBI's taxonomy places the organism in Eukaryota, Metazoa, Cnidaria, Anthozoa, Malacalcyonacea, Plexauridae. The record is from the annotation of a GenBank genome assembly.
AUGGAUAAUGGAGAAAUAACCGGAUUAAUUUCAGUUGAUAUUAGGAAAGCCUUCGACUCUAUUGAUCAUAAAAUCCUAUUAAGGAAGAUGCAAUACCAGUUUGGUGUUCAAGAUUUUGAGCUAAAAUGGUUCCAAUCCUAUUUGACGAAACGAAGCCAAGUUUGUGUUGUCGAUGGCCACACAUUGUUGGCUAAGGAAAUUGUAUGCGGAGUUCCACAGGGAUCUAUCUUGGAACCCCUCAUGUUUUUACUAUAUAUAAAUGAUUUGCCAGAAUGUCUGAAAAACACAACUCCUGGCAUGUAUGCUGACGAUACUCAAAUAUAUGCAUCUUCCGCAAGUUUCUCCGAACUA